Triplophysa rosa is the source of this 2136-nucleotide messenger RNA. It is a transcript of the gene stap2a, whose product is annotated as signal transducing adaptor family member 2a. The transcript has 12 exons. The record is from RefSeq and is a predicted model, not a curated record. The coding region runs from base 110 to 1348 and encodes 412 amino acids. Gene Ontology annotation, molecular function: signaling adaptor activity. Lineage: Eukaryota; Metazoa; Chordata; Actinopteri; Cypriniformes; Nemacheilidae.
UGAGAACUGGUACGAGGGAACCAUACGCGGUCAGGCAGGAUUGUUCCCCUGUAACUAUGUAGAGGUGAUGGUUCCUUUCAGACAGUAAUCAGACACAGACGAUGUGAAGAUGAGAGCAUCAGUGACGGGAUUAAUCACGCGUAUCCAGUCCCAUCCAUCUCUCACCCCGAGAAGGCGUGUCAUCAUCCCGGCUGUACCAUCAUCCGCAGCUCUUUGUCCCCGCCGCCGUCUAUCGGUACCGGCUGCUGCUGGAGUCAUGGCGGCGGCGUCCGCGAGUCCGCGCACCGGCAGCCCGAGAGCGCAGCAGUCGCCGAACUACUACGAGGGAUAUCUGGAGAAAAGAGGACCGAAAGAGAAGGUAGCUCGCCGUCUGUGGACCUGCUUAUGUGGAAAUACAUUAUGCUUCUUCAACAACGCUAAAGACCCACAAUAUGUAGAGAAGCUGGAUCUCAGUGGAUUUGUGUCUCUGGUUGAUGAUCCAAGUCGUGACAGAAACUUGGAAGCAGCUCGACUGAACCUGCGCAUGAAAGACGGAGAAAUCAAACUCACCGCUCCCAAUCUAGAAGCCCGUGAGCUUUGGAAGGGUUUUCUCUACUCUGUAGUCGAUCUGGCUGUGCCCACCACCCUGACCCUCCUGCCCGGGCAGAUACACAUGCUGAAGGAGGUUGUGGAGAAGGAGAAAAUGCGUCGGAGGGCUCGCGCUGCGGCCAGAGCUCCCUCGUCCCCCCUCUCUCUGCCGCUGGUGGGGGAAAUACCUGCGUGUUUCAGGCCUGUGUCUCGCACUGAAGCUGAAGUAUUAUUGGAAAGACAUCCAGACUGCGGAAACAUGCUUCUCAGACCGGGAAGGGAUGGAACGUCACUCGCCGUCACCACACGACAAGACCUGAAUGGGUCUGUGUUCAGACACUACAGAGUGACGCAGAAGCAGCAGGGCGGUUAUGUCAUCGAUGUAGAAAACCCAAUCCCUUGCCCCACACUUCAUGAUGUCAUCAAUGCUCUGGUGGAGAAAACCGCCGGCACUCUUCAGCCUUUCAUAUUAGAGGAGCCAUAUGAAGAAAACAUCACGUUUGUAUCAUCCAACGAUGAGAGCGGAGAAAGAACUCUUCACUGCGCUCCCGUGGGGCCAAUCUCCAGAGCUCCUGCCCUGCCUCCUAAACAAGUAGGUACAGACAAAUGGAUGCUGCGAACGCAGACGAGAUCUCCCAGUUCCUCCCCUCGGUCCUUUUCCCCAUCCGGCUCUCCGUCCAACUCAAUGAGAAGGCUGGUUCUGUCUCCCUCACCACUCUCGCAGUCCCUCACAGAAGAGCUCAAACAGAAGCUGGAGAAAAGACGGACCAGUCAAGAAUGAGUUCUUCCAUGACUCCUCUCCCGCCCUCAGCCGCCUCAUUCUGCCAGUGCCUUCCAAUAAAGACUUCCGACCCAUCACAUGGACAGGGAUUCCCCACAAUAAACCAUUUUUCCUCUUUGUGUCUAUAUUACUGCCACUUUGUUUGACCUUAUCAAGAGCACAACCACAAGAUAACCGAGCCCCUACUGCUGUCCUGCUUCAUGAUGCCACAUGUUCCUUUGAGUUUUUGGAAGAUUGAAAGGACAAAUCUGAGCCAAUAUUCUCUCUAUCUCUCUCUGUUUCUUUCCUCUCCUUCUCUCUGUUAAAUCAAUAAUACUCAGACGUCUACCAGAAUGAGUCGAGAUUAAAUUGUGACCUGCACACUUUCAAGAUGAUAAGCACAUCGAAUGAGUGUUAAAAUGAAGGACUGUAUCAAAUGGUAAAUGGGACAACUGGGCUGUUCGCUCACAUAUAAUGUGAAGUUCAGGUUAAAAACUGUUAUAUUUUGACAUUUGAAUGAUGCAUUUGGACUGUUGCAGUACAUGUCUUUGGAUUUUUUUGAUGGGGUGUUAAUGUUAUCGUUUGAAUAUAGGGGACGGUUCAGCCUUUUGAAGGUCAGUAUUUCUCAGAUUCGUGAGUGUUGAUGGGUUGAUAGAUGGUUGCUUAGCGUUCCUGUGGCUGUCUUUCAUGAACAUGCAUGGUGCUACUGUGACUUCUCUGUAGAUAUCCGUUUUCAUGUGAUAUUCAAAUGAUUUCUUGUUAUUUCUAAUUGUGAUAUUUAUGGGAAUUAAAGGGAAUGUUUGGUAACA